AUGAAGAAGAUGGCUUCAAAAGAAGACAUUCUACUAACAACAGCGAUCCGCGAUGAUUUCCUCACAUGUAAAAUCUGUUUCAAUAUUUAUGAACAGCCGAAAAUCCUGCCUUGUGUCCACACGUAUUGCACCCCUUGCUUAGAGAAACUGUUGAAGACAUCCGAUAAGCCUGGUUCCAUAUCGUGUCCAGAAUGUAGAGAAUGUGUCACCCUUCCACAUAAAACUGUUUCUGAUCUAAAAACUAAUUUCUUCAUUAACAGUCUCAUUGAGGUUCUAAAAGUGAAGACCAACAAAGACGUAAAAUGUACGACAUGUACACUUCAUGGGAAGACUUCGCCUGCCAAAAGUAGCUGUCUGGAUUGUGGAGAUUAUUUAUGUCAAAGUUGUUCUGAUGGACACAAUACUUCUUCCGCGACUUGGAAACACAGACAAGUUCUCCUGGAGGACAUUAAGAAAGGAUCAUACGACAAAGAAGUCAUGACCCUUCACAGGUUAUCCUGCACAAAACACAAGGAUAAGCAAAUAGAGUAUUUUUGUGACACGUGCCAUACACCAAUAUGUCUAUCUUGUGUUGUACUUUUACAUCGGGAUCAUGAAUGUUUAACAGUUACCGAAGCGGUUACUGCCCAGAAAGGCCGACUUGUUAGUCAUGCAACUAAAGUAAAAGAAAAAUUGCAGCACCUAGAAAAAGAAAAGAAAGUGGCUUGUGAAAAUCCUGCAAGAAUCAACAACCAUCAAACUCAAGCAACAGCAAAUAUAGAAAAACAAAUUAAUGUAAUGAUGGCUAAAAUAGGACACCACAGACAACAGGCAUUACAGCUGGUAAAAGAUGGGAUGGAAGAAACGUUGAAGCAGUGUAAUUCAGAGGUGGAACAGGCAAAUGUGAAAAUAACUUUAGCAAAAGGAUGCCUGGAGUUUUGUGAGACGAUGAUAGAACAGGGCAAAGACGAAGAGGUGCUCUACCUUGAAGAGAUAAUCACCAAGCGACUCCAGCAGCUUGAGGAGCUGCCCACUGUGGAUUUAAAGCCAAUUACUAGAGAAGUCUUCCCAGAUAUCAACGAACAAACGUGCGGCAUACAAGACUUGGACAGUUUACUGACGACGCACCUGGAUAAAAUUAAAUUGAGCUCGAAUUCGUCAUCUCUAGAAAGUGACAAAAGCGAACAAAAGGUUUCCUUCCAGUUGUUGCGUAGCUUUGAUACAGAGUACGAUUCUGACGACAAAAGUCCCGUUGUAAAAAGUAUGACAAUCAGCGACAACACUGUUUUCCUUUCUGAUAAUGCAAAUGGCAAAAUUAAAUGCAUUUCUACACGUUGGCGUUUACAAAAUUCUUAUACAACUGACGAAAUAUUUGAAUCAUUUGCUGUAGCUGUUUGUAAAGAUGUCAUUGGUGCUGUUGAUGGAAAAUACCUUUAUAUGUUUAGUGCCAUAUUUAACACGUCACAAAAACUACUGCUGUGUGACGAACCGAACACUGGAUCACUCUUCACGUUUGCGCUUGCUAACUACAAAGAUGAAGGUUUUAUUGUGGGUAAUUUGCCAAACAAUCACCUUCGAAUAUAUGCUAUCGACGGAACCCUAACAAGACAACUAAAGGUGCAAGUUGCCAAGCCACUGGCAAACGUUAGCGUUACUAAAAGUGGACAUCUUCUCACCUGCGAGUGGGGAGACAGCUGUGUUCAUGUUCGCAAUCUUCAGGGCGAGACACUGACGAUAUGUCAAGUACCAUCAGCAUGGAGGGUACUCGCAGCCAAAGAAGACAGGAAUGGUCUUAUCUAUGUUGUUAAUAGUUUUAAAUCCACUAUAUCUGUGUUUGACCAGAGCGGCAGCCAUCUACUACAACACGUCACAAAACGAGAUGGUUUACAGAAACCAGUGAAUCUUGCAUUCGACGAUGAAGGUUUGAUGUACUUGGUCAACUCGUCAGGAAAAAUCAAUGUUUAUAAAAUUAGUGUUGAAAGAGUAGCUGAACAUUCAAGUUCAAACCAGUUAACUCGGUGUAAAGGUUUACACGAACUAGACAAAGAAGGAGUGGUCUGA
This is a messenger RNA of Gigantopelta aegis, 2040 nucleotides long. Its product is annotated as E3 ubiquitin-protein ligase TRIM56-like. Gene Ontology annotation, molecular function: ubiquitin-protein transferase activity; zinc ion binding. The transcript has a single exon. NCBI's taxonomy places the organism in Eukaryota, Metazoa, Mollusca, Gastropoda, Neomphalida, Peltospiridae. Gene Ontology annotation, cellular component: chromatin; nucleoplasm. Gene Ontology annotation, biological process: positive regulation of DNA-templated transcription. The record is from RefSeq and is a predicted model, not a curated record. Bases 1 to 2040 code for a protein of 679 amino acids.